ACACACAGACGCACAAUCAUACACAUCACACCCACACAUACUGGCAGCGCUCUCCCUGCUGGAAUAGGUGUGGGGCCAAGUGCUUGCCACACGGUCCCCGGAAGGUUCCCCUAAAUUCAGACGCGCAGAGCCCGUGGAGGACCCGCAUCCACAGAAGCUGGUGCCUCCCGGGCUCGCUCCAAGUGAGUCGCGCUGUCGUCAUUCAUUCGCAGUGUCCGGAGCGUCCUUCCUGCAGGCAGCUGGGCUUCGCCGGGGGAGCGAGUGGUCCGGACUCCGAGUCCUAAGGUUCGGUGAGCCCGGGACUUCUCAGUAGCUAGCAACCGAGUCGGCCCGGGAGCUCUGGUCCGCGCUGAGGAACAGCCGCGCCCCAGCCCACCUCGGCCAUAACUGUGGGGCCGAAUCAUCUCGAGUCGCCCUGCCUGUCGCCACUUCGGAUCCCGGGACUAAGCCACACCACUUCCUCCUCCUCCCGCUUCGCUUCUUCUUCCUCCUGUUCCUCCCGCCGCCGUGGGACCCGAGAGCGGCUGAAGAGCGGCGGCGGCGGCCCCGGCAUCACUAGCCGCGGACUCGCGGGGAGCCGCGGCGCCGGGGGGAGGAUGCUGCUCGCGGUGCCGGCGUCCUCACCGUCUUCCCCGGCCGCCCGCUGGGGCUUUGUUGUGGCCGGGGCGCCGCGGGCCUCUCCCUGGUAGAGUCGCUUUCCGCGGUCGCACCUAGCGGGCGGGCGGGCGCGCGUGUGCCCGGGAGUGCGCGCUUGUGCGUGCCUGUGUGUGCAGGACCCGGCCCGAGGCCCCAUUGUGCGUGCGCUCGCGGCGGCCGCGAACAUGUGGGUGAACCCCGAGGAGGUGCUGCUGGCCAACGCGCUGUGGGUCACCGAGAGGGCCAACCCGUACUUCAUCCUGCAGCGGAGGAAGGGGCAUGCGGGCGACGGAGGCGGCGGCGGCGGAUUGGCGGGCCUCCUGGUGGGUACCCUAGAUGUCGUCUUGGACUCCAGUGCCAGAGUUGCUCCUUACCGAAUCUUGUACCAGACUCCAGACUCUCUGGUGUAUUGGACCAUUGCUUGCGGUGGUUCCAGGAAAGAAAUCACUGAACACUGGGAAUGGCUUGAGCAGAACCUACUGCAGACUCUCUCCAUCUUUGAAAAUGAGAAUGAUAUUACCACGUUUGUGAGAGGAAAAAUACAGGGCAUCAUUGCUGAGUAUAACAAAAUCAAUGAUGUAAAGGAAGAUGACGAUACAGAGAAGUUUAAAGAAGCCAUCGUCAAAUUCCACAGGCUGUUUGGGAUGCCUGAAGAAGAGAAACUUGUCAACUAUUACUCCUGCAGCUACUGGAAGGGGAAGGUCCCCCGUCAGGGUUGGAUGUACCUCAGUAUUAACCACCUUUGCUUUUAUUCUUUUCUUAUGGGAAGGGAAGCCAAGCUGGUCAUCCGGUGGGUGGACAUCACUCAGCUUGAGAAGAACGCCACGCUCCUCCUACCUGAUGUGAUCAAAGUGAGCACGAGGUCCAGCGAACAUUUCUUCUCAGUAUUCCUCAACAUCAAUGAGACGUUCAAGUUAAUGGAGCAGCUCGCCAACAUAGCCAUGAGGCAACUCUUAGACAAUGAAGGGUUUGAACAAGAUCUAUCCCUGCCCAAGCUGAAAAAGAAGUCACCAAAAAAAGUGUCUGCUUUAAAACGUGAUCUUGAUGCCAGGGCAAAGAGCGAGAGAUACCGUGCUCUUUUCCGGCUGCCCAAAGAUGAAAAAUUGGAUGGCCACACAGAUUGCACCCUCUGGACUCCAUUUAACAAAAUGCACAUUUUGGGGCAGAUGUUUGUGUCCACAAAUUAUAUCUGUUUUACCAGUAAGGAGGAGAACUUGUGUAGCCUCAUUAUCCCACUCCGUGAGGUGACAAUUGUGGAAAAGGCAGAUAGUUCCAGUGUUCUCCCCAGUCCCUUAUCCAUCAGCACAAGGAACAGGAUGACUUUCUUAUUUGCCAAUUUGAAAGAUAGAGACUUUCUAGUGCAGAGGAUCUCCGAUUUCCUGCAACAGACGACUUCCAAAAUAUACUCAGACAAAGAGUUUGCAGGAAGCUACAACAGCUCAGAUGAUGAGGUGUAUUCUCGGCCCAGCAGCCUUGUUUCCUCCAGCCCCCAGAGAAGCACGAGCUCCGAUGCUGAUGGGGAGCGCCAGUUCAACCUGAACAGCAACAGUGUUCCCACGGCCACCCAGACCCUGAUGACCAUGUAUCGGCGGCGCUCUCCGGAGGAAUUCAACCCUAAACUGGCCAAAGAAGUUUUAAAGGAACAAGCCUGGAGGAUUCACUUUGCAGAGUAUGGACAAGGGAUCUGCAUGUACCGCACAGAAACAACUCGGGAGCUGGUGUUGAAGGGUAUCCCGGAGAGCAUGCGGGGGGAGCUGUGGCUGCUGCUCUCAGGUGCCAUCAAUGAGAAGGCCACACAUCCCGGCUACUAUGAAGACCUGGUGGAGAAGUCCAUGGGGAAGUAUAAUCUUGCCACAGAGGAGAUCGAGAGGGAUUUACACCGCUCCCUUCCUGAGCACCCAGCUUUCCAGAAUGAAAUGGGCAUUGCUGCGCUGAGGAGAGUCUUAACAGCUUAUGCUUUUCGAAACCCUAACAUAGGGUAUUGCCAGGCCAUGAAUAUUGUGACUUCGGUGCUGCUUCUUUAUGCCAAAGAGGAGGAAGCCUUCUGGCUGCUUGUGGCUCUGUGCGAGCGCAUGCUCCCCGAUUACUACAACACCAGAGUUGUAGGUGCACUGGUGGACCAGGGUGUCUUCGAGGAACUAGCACGAGACCACGUCCCGCAGCUGUACGACUGCAUGCAGGACCUGGGUGUGAUCUCCACCAUCUCCCUUUCGUGGUUCCUCACACUCUUUCUCAGCGUGAUGCCCUUUGAGAGUGCAGUUGUAGUUGUCGACUGUUUCUUCUAUGAAGGAAUCAAGGUGAUAUUCCAGCUAGCCCUGGCUGUGCUGGAUGCAAAUGUGGACAAGCUGUUGAACUGCAAGGAUGAUGGGGAGGCCAUGACCGUUUUGGGAAGAUAUUUGGACAGUGUGACCAAUAAGGACAGCACGCUGCCCCCCAUUCCCCACCUCCACUCCCUGCUCAGCGAGGACGUGGAGCCGUACCCCGAGGUAGACAUCUUCAGACUCAUCAGAACUUCCUACGAGAAAUUUGGAACUAUUCGAGCAGAUUUGAUUGAGCAGAUGAGAUUCAAACAGAGACUGAAGGUGAUCCAGACACUUGAGGAUACUACCAAACGGAAUGUGGUGCGAACCAUUGUGACAGAAACUUCCUUUACCAUUGAUGAGCUGGAAGAACUUUAUGCUCUUUUCAAGGCGGAACAUCUAACCAGCUGCUACUGGGGCGGGAGCAGCAAUGCGCCGGACCGCCACGACCCCAGCCUGCCUUACCUGGAACAGUACCGCAUCGACUUUGAGCAGUUCAAGGGGAUGUUUGCUCUCCUCUUUCCCUGGGCCUGUGGGACUCACUCUGACGUGCUGGCCUCCCGCUUAUUCCAGUUAUUAGAUGAAAACGGAGACACUCUGAUUAACUUCCGAGAGUUCGUCUCGGGGCUAAGUGCUGCAUGCCAUGGGGACCUCACAGAGAAGCUUAAACUCCUGUACAAAAUGCACGUCUUGCCUGAGCCAUCUUCUGAUCAAGAUGAGCCAGAUUCUGCUUUUGAAGCAACUCAAUACUUCUUUGAAGAUAUCACCCCAGAAUGCACACAUGUUGUUGGAUUGGAUAGCAGAAGCAAACAGAGUGCAGAUGAUGGCUUUGUUACAGUGAGUCUAAAACCAGACAAAGGGAAGAGGACAAAUUCUCAAGAGAACCGUAACUACCUGAGACUCUGGACUCCAGAAAAUAAACCUAAAUCAAAGAAUGCAAAGGAUUUACCCAAAUUGAAUCAGGGGCAGUUUAUAGAGCUGUGCAAGACAAUGUACAACAUGUUCAGCGAGGACCCCAACGAGCAGGAGCUAUACCACGCCACAGCUGCGGUGACCAGCCUGCUGCUGGAGAUUGGGGAGGUCGGCAAGCUCUUCAUCACGCAGCCUGCCCAGGAGGGCGGGAGCGGGGGCGGCGGGCCAUCCUGCCACCAGGGUAUCCCAGGCAUACUCUUCUCCAAGAAAGGGCCCAGCCAGCCUUACGGGGCGGAGUCCGUGGAGCCCCUCCCGACCAGCCUGGGGGCCGAGAGUGAGGACCACUCGCUGGGAGGGCAGAUGGAGGACAUUAAGCUGGAGGACUCCUCACCCCGGGACAAUGGAGCCUGCUCCUCCAUGCUGAUCUCCGAUGACGACACCAAGGACGACAGCUCCAUGUCCUCGUACUCGGUGCUGAGCGCCGGCUCCCACGAGGAGGACAAGCUGCACUGCGAGGACAUCGGGGAGGACACAGUCCUGGUGCGCAGUGACCAGGGAACCACGGCGCUGCCCCGGAGCACCAGCCUGGACCGGGACUGGGCCAUCACCUUCGAGCAGUUCCUGGCCUCCCUCUUAACUGAGCCUGCCCUGGUGAAGUACUUUGACAAGCCCGUGUGCAUGAUGGCCAGGAUUACCAGUGCAAAGAACAUCCGGAUGAUGGGCAAGCCGCUCACCUCUGCCAGUGACUACGAGAUUUCAGCCAUGUCGGGCUGACGCAGGAGCCUCCACCGGGGAGGGGGCGGCCUCGGAAGGGAAGGGACUUUUUUAUGUUCUUCUGUGUUGGGGUUCCUUUCUUUCUUUUAAAUUAAAUAUUUAUUAGUACCCGGCUGGAAGCCUGGUGUUUUCAUAGAAUGCAAUGAAAACUGUUGGAGACACAUGCAAACACCUCAAUGUAGGCAUAGUCCAUGCUCUCGUUCUUUGGGGGAGGGUGGGAUGGACCAGAAUACAGUUUAUUCAUUGAAUUCCAAAACAGAUGAAACUGCUAGUGAUAUGUGUGUAUUAUAUCUUAUUAAUCUUACUGUUGAGCUGUAUACAUGGUUAAAAAAUUGUGCUAUUUAACGCUAAAUAAGGUAGCAGUCAUUUGUGAAUUGGGGCUUUUCAAAUAAAAUUAGAACAGUAAGGAAAAUGAAAUGUCACAAACACAAGAAUGUUCGUAAAUGGAAAAGGCAUUGUCAGCUGGGAUAAGUCUGAUACCACAACAUUUAGGACACAUUAAAAUAUUUUUUAUGACCUUAAAUGAUAUUUCAUAAAAGUUCUCUAUUUAAAAAUCACAUUCAACAGAUGCUCCUCUUCAAGGGGAAAACAUUUAAGGAUCUAAACAAUUAUGAAUGUAUAAGUGGUUUUUACAUGAUGCCAGAAUAACAGUUUAUUUUAUCAAUUUGGACAAAUACCAAAUCAAUUCUGCAUUUAAAAUUAUUCCGAUUAUGGCAAAUGGACAGAAUUCAGUGAAAAUGAAUUGUCCUUUGUUACAGAGAAUCUGGAAGUGGCAGCAAAGAUAACGGAGGGUUCGAGUUUGUUUUUUUUUUUUUUAUGGAAGAGUAAAAGUACUUAUACUUCUGAUACUGGAUUUUCAGCUUCUUAUCAUUCAUUGCAAAUAAAGCAAAAAAUAAAACAAUAAGCUUUACCAUUUUCAUAAUCUCCAUAGAGUCAAGAAAUUGUAACAGUGUAUUGCGUUUGACCAUCUGUAGAGAUAAUGUAAACCGAGAAAAAAAAAAACCUGCAAGAUAACAUAACUGAAUGUUUUAAAACAAAACUUGUCACUUUAUAUAGAAGAAUAGUAUGCUCUGUCUAUUUCCUGAAUGGAUGUGGAAAUGAUAACUAGCACACCUGCACUUUGAAUUCCUGCUCUUUUUUUUAAUUACUAUUAUGGUUUUGUUUUUUACAGACAUUUUAGAUUUCUUCUUCUUACUGUUGAAUUCAUAAUCAUGGUCAUUUUUUUUUGCUUAUUCAGAAUACUCCUUUCAACACAUUCCUUUCUUUUAUUAUAUAUUGUCUUCAUUUCAACUGUUGCUGCUGUUUUCUAUCUUGUUUACAGAAUGAUUUUUAAACUGUCAAAUGAAGUAGUAUUAACCUCAAAUAGGAUAAAUGUGAACAAAUAAAAUACAUCAGA
Messenger RNA from Choloepus didactylus (southern two-toed sloth), 6018 nucleotides. RefSeq names its product TBC1 domain family member 9 (gene TBC1D9). The transcript has 21 exons. The coding region runs from base 822 to 4622 and encodes 1266 amino acids. The record is from RefSeq and is a predicted model, not a curated record. NCBI's taxonomy places the organism in Eukaryota, Metazoa, Chordata, Mammalia, Pilosa, Megalonychidae. Gene Ontology annotation, molecular function: calcium ion binding.